AUGAGUGAAUUCCAAUCCACACUCAAAAAACUCGAAAGUAACAAAGCUGUAAAAUCUGCUGUUAUUAUCGGACAAAAUGGAGAAGUCAUAUACCCAGAUGUAACAAAAGAAAAUCAAAAGUUAAUAGAAACGAUUACGCAAAAAGCUUUCCCUUUUGUAGAACAAGCAAGAAUACUCGUUAAAAAUCUUGAUGUAUCAAAUGAUUUGUCAUUUUUACAUUUCAAAAGUGGGAAAGAAGAAAUUAUGAUUGCACCUGGAGACAACGAAGCUUUGAUUGUUUUAUCUGACAUUUCAAAAGUAGAUAGCUAA
This is a messenger RNA of Trichomonas vaginalis G3, 309 nucleotides long. RefSeq names its product dynein intermediate chain binding. Gene Ontology annotation, cellular component: cytoplasm; cytoplasmic dynein complex. The record is from RefSeq and is a predicted model, not a curated record. The transcript has a single exon. Gene Ontology annotation, biological process: microtubule-based movement. The coding region runs from base 1 to 309 and encodes 102 amino acids. Lineage: Eukaryota; Parabasalia; Trichomonadida; Trichomonadidae. Gene Ontology annotation, molecular function: dynein intermediate chain binding.